GUUUUUAUUUUUAGGGUUAGGGUUUUCUCCGACCUCAUCGCUCCUUUCCUUCCGCCGCCUCCAAAGCUUAUAGUGAUCUUGUUUCUUUUUCUGGUUCCAAGAUGAUGCAGCCGGCCGGCGGGAUGGUGCAGCCCCCUCCGAUGGCUCCGUCCCCGAUGGACCAGCAGCCGCCACCGCAGCAGUGGACCGUGAUGCAGCCGACACUGCAGCCGCAGUACUACCAGGCACCCCCGGCGCCGCCGAUGUGGAACCAGCAGCCCACCCAGGUGCCGCCUCCGCUUCCCCAGCCCGUGCCGCAGCAGUCCCAGCCGCAAUACCAGGCCCCUGCGCCGGUGCCACCUCCCCAAAUGCAGUAUCAGGCGCCGGCGCCCGUCCCGGCCAUGGCGCCACAGCCGGCGUCCGCUGAUGAGAUUCGCACGCUUUGGAUUGGAGACUUACCGUACUGGAUGGAAGAGAGCUAUCUCUACAGCUGCUUUGUUCAUACCGGAGAGAUGGUUUCAGUUAAAGUUAUCCGCAAUAAGCAGACCGGGCAGUCAGAGGGUUAUGGUUUUAUUGAGUUUGUAUCACGGGCGGCUGCAGAUCGAAUUCUUCAAACUUAUAAUGGUCAAGUGAUGCCUAACACUGAACAGGCUUUCAGACUGAAUUGGGCAUCAUGUGGAGCUGGUGAGAGACGUGGUGAUGGUGCCGACUAUACAAUUUUUGUUGGGGACUUGGGUGCCGACGUCACUGAUUAUUUGCUGCAAGAGACAUUCAUGACCCGCUACGCAUCGGUAAAGGGUGCCAAAGUUGUCACUGAUCGACUGACUGGGCGAUCUAAAGGUUAUGGUUUCGUUAAGUUUGGUGAUUUAAGUGAACAAACAAGAGCAAUGACUGAGAUGAAUGGAAUUUACUGUUCAACAAGACCGAUGCGGAUUGGUCCAGCUGCUAAUAAGAACACUUUGGGUACCCAACAGCAGUAUCCCACAAAUGCUUCCUAUCAGAAUGCACAAGGUGCUGAGUCUGAGAAUGAUCCAAAUAAUACCACUAUAUUUGUAGGUGGGCUGGAUACAAAUGUUACAGAUGAUCAUUUGCGGCAAGUUUUUAGCACAUAUGGAGAAAUAGUUUAUGUAAAAAUACCUGUGGGCAAGCGUUGUGGGUUUGUGCAAUUUGCUAGCAGGGCCAAUGCUGAGGAGGCUUUGAGGAUGCUAAAUGGGACCCCGUUGGGUGGACAAAACAUCCGACUUUCAUGGGGUCGCAGUCCUGCAAAUAAACAGCCUCAGCAAGAUCCCAACCAGUGGAAUGGGAGCUACUAUGGAUAUGCCCAAAAUUACAAUACAUAUGGAUACACGCCUCCACAAGAUCCUAAUAUGUAUGCUUAUGCAGCAUAUACUGGAUACGGGAACUAUCAGCAGCAGCAGCAGCCGCCGCCGCCACAACACCCACCACCUCAGGUAAGUGCUGUUGGUGAUGCUAAUUUAAUAUGAAGUGCUACUGUUUAU
Molecule: messenger RNA, 1478 nt
Organism: Musa acuminata subsp. malaccensis (wild Malaysian banana)
Lineage: Eukaryota; Viridiplantae; Streptophyta; Magnoliopsida; Zingiberales; Musaceae
Source: RefSeq, a predicted model, not a curated record